GGGGUUAAGAUGGCCGACGCGGGCUCCUAACGGAGCGGCUCACCCUCACGUGGUAGUGACAGGGGCUGACACCCAGCCGACCGGGGCCGCUUCUGGCUGGCCCGGAAGCGUAUCACCCGCCAGUCUCCUAGCAGCCGCCGGGGCGGGCAGGGAGCCGCCCGCCGGAGCCCGCGGCGGCUGCCCCGGGGCUGAGCAGAGUAUUCCAGAGACCAUCUGUGACGGAUUUCAAGAUAGUUCUACUUAAUGAGGUUAUGGGAGAGAAGGAGCCAUGUCAGAAGGUGUUACUGAGACACGAUUUUCUCUGAAGACAGCAGCUUUGCGGGUAUUUCAUCUUCCCCUUUCUUGGUAUUACUCUCUUAACCAGAUAAAUCUUUCCCCUGGGUUAAAGAAGCUUUUUGCAGUAACAGCUGUGAGUGCAAUAUCUGUUCUCUUUCUGGCCCAUCAUUUUAAAAGAAGACGAGGAAAGAAAAACAAGAAAGUGCCACCAUGGGAACCAAGUCAUCUGGUAUUAGAGUGUGCCAAAGCAGCUGCUUCAGAAAAAGAUUCUAGUUGUUCCAGUAGUCGGCAGAACUUGACUCUUUCACUGAGCUCUACCAAGGAAAAAGGAUCUCAGUCUUGUCUCUAUGCAAAUGGGGGACUAUUCAGUAAAUACUCUGGUUCAGUCCAGAGUCUGGCCUCGGUUCAGAGUGCCACCUCUUGUCACAGUUGUGCUUGUGCCAAUUCUAAUUCAUGGGAUAAAACAGAUGAAGAUGAUAUCAAGAUAGUCAAUAUUCCAGUGACCACACCUGAAAAUUUAUAUUUGAUGGGUAUGGAGCUCUUUGAAGAAGCACUGCGUCGGUGGGAGCAGGCACUGACUUUUCGUAACAGGCAAGUUGAAGAUGAAGCAAGUUGUGGUUCCAUUAAGCUUGGAGCAGGAGAUGCAAUUGCAGAAGAAAGUGUAGAAGAUAUCAUUAGUGCUGAAUUCAUUCAUAAGCUUGAGUCCCUUCUUCAAAGAGCUUAUCGUCUUCAGGAGGAGUUUGAAGCCACCCUUGGGGCCUCUGAUCCUGCGUCUCUAGCUGAUAUUGAUAAAAAUACAGACGUUACUGUAAAGGAUAAUACGGAUGAUUUCUGCCUACGAGAUACAUUAAGCAUUGCAUCAACAGACUCCUUUGUCUCCACAGCUGAGCUCACAGAGAACAGGGAGAUUCGGAAUACAUACGGUCUAGAUUCCCUUUGCCAUUGCCCAUUGUAUGAAGAAGCUAUGCACCUAGCAGAAGAAGGCAAAAUUUAUUCCCGAGUGUUAAGGACUGAAAUGUUUGAAUGUCUAGGAGACAGUGACUUCCUUGCUAAGCUUCAUUGUAUUCGACAAGCUUUUCAGAUAAUUCUGUCAGAAACAGCAAACAGAGUAUUUCUUGCUGAGUGGAAGAAAAAUUUUGUCUGCUUAAUUGUGAGAGCACGAAAGAACCCAAAGAAAUUUGAAGAUGUCUUUGAUGAAAUGAUACAUUUUUUGGAACAAACAGAUCACUGGGAUAAUACUGAAAUGGAACUUGCUGCUAGAGGAGUGAAAAACCUGAAUUUUUAUGAUGUUGUUCUGGACUUCAUUUUAAUGGAUUCAUUUGAAGAUUUAGAAAAUCCACCAAUAUCUAUACAGAAUGUAGUAAAUAACCGUUGGCUAAAUUCAUCUUUUAAAGAAACAGCUGUGGCUUCAAGCUGUUGGUCAGUACUGAAGCAGAAAAGACAGCAAAUGAAGGUACCUGAUGGAUUUUUUGCACAUUUCUAUGCUGUAUGUGAACAUAUCAGCCCUGUUUUGGCAUGGGGCUUUUUGGGCCCUAGAAAUUCCCUUUAUGACCUAUGCUGCUUCUUCAAGGAUCAAGUGCUUUUCUUCCUCAAAGACAUUUUUGAUUUUGAGAAGGUGAGAUACUCAACUAUGGAGAGUUUGGCUGAAGAUCUUAUGCAAUUAUUAAUCAGACACACUGAACUUUUAAUGGCCUAUCUUGGAGCAGAUUCCCUCAGACACGUUGGUGCUUGUGUGAGUGGUCACGGGCACGUCAUGACCAGUGGGCUCUUAGAAGCAAAAGUGCAGUAGGGUUCCAAUCCAUGACAAAUGAAACGGAGUGCACUUUGAUGUGCUCCUUCCCACCUUUCCCUCUAAUCCCAAAGCUAUCAGUGCUGUUACUGAGCAAGCAUCUGAAAAUGUAUUGACACUAAGCAUGGAAAAGGACUCAGGGAGGUUAAAUGUACAUCUGAGAAAAGAACUGGUAAGCAUACUACUGUAUAUACCUAAAUUAAAUUUGCAGCUCAGCUGUCACUGUAUUUAUACUUAAUGUAUCCCAAAGCUUUUUUCUGUAAUAUUUGGGUAAAGCUUAUUUAUGAAAUACUGUACUUUUGCACAGAUAACUUGUAAGUAAAGCUGCUGGACCUGUUUCUUUUAAAGGCUUAUAGUAUGAAAUGCUCAUUUACAGUCUCCAAAUCAUUGAGUGUCUAGUUCUAGGUGGUUUGACUGUGGUGAAUGCAGCCUCUGAUUCACAUGACACGUGCAAUAAGGUAAUCACACUCACAAAACUGAACGUCUUGACACUGCCCUGAAGUUACAUUUGUGUGAGUGUAAGCAGUUGUUUUGUAGUAUGGUGUAAUAGAGUGAUGCAGAAAAUGUGGGCACCGUUUGGGCAGGAAUGACUUACUGUAUGCAUUUUUUACUUUAUUUUGUUUUAAAGUCUUUAAACAUCAUGAAGGUGUUUGAGAGCACUUAUUUAUAUUAAGAAAGCUAUGCUAGCUUCAUCAAUUAAUUUAAAACUUUUUUCUAAAACUGUUACUACUUUAUAUGGUGGUGGUAAAUAAACUAAUACCACGCUCCACUCAUAUGUAGCAUUUCAAAAUAUAUUUUUAAAUAAGGAUGUAUGAUGAGAAUUGUUAAUCAUGGCAGAGGGUCAAAAGCAGUGUUUUAUAAUUAAAAGCAUUUUUGUCUUCCUUCCUUGUAGGAAGUCAGGUGUCUAUUUAAGAGGAAAUUUAAGCAGUUGUGGCCAUCUAUGUAUAAUGCAAAACUGUGACUCAGGAUAUGGAACCUUGAACUUUAGAUAGGAGCUCAGCUUAAGGGAACUUGCAGUGACUUUUUUUCUGUGAUAGAGGUAAUAAAUAAUAAUGAUCUCUAAUAUCUGAAUUUCUGUAAACUAAAAUGAUGUUUCAUAGUUUGCUUGGACCUUUAAACUACACUUGAAUAUGCUUUGCCACCAAAAGAAUCUAUCCUGUGUCAAGUAAUACAGAGCAAGUAAUGACAGAGUAAUUCUGUAUAUUCAGAUACUUGAGAAGCACGUUGUUAAAAUCUACCAUAUUAAAACAAACAUCGAUUAGAAAUGUUUCAACAUUUGUUGCAAAUACAAGCCCAACCAAUGUAUUUGAAAAGGAGUGUAAUUUCAUAGAUUUUACUCAAGCCGACAUUUUAAUAUUUUGCUCCUUUGUUGUACUCAUUUGAUUAAUAUUAAAAAUUAUGAAUAUGUGUCAUGAGUUGUGUGAAACGCCAACUGAUUAUUAAAAAAAAAAAAAAAGUAUACUUCUAUGUGUAAUAAAACAGAAAUUCCAAAUGCUGGUGUUGGCCUAUUUCUACCAUUCAAGUUGCUGAACUUGGCACCAUGCUCCAUUCUGUACUUUUUUUUUUCCUCCUCAAAGUAUGUCUCCAACACCAGAAUGUGAAGUUUUUUUCACUCGUGUUGCUUAGCUUAAACAUACUUUUCUCCCCUGAUCACACUGCUCAGAAGUAUCUGUAUUUUGACAGCAUUUUCCUAAGUCGAUGAAUGAAAUUACAUGGAACAGUUAAGGUGCCUCCUUGGAUUCAGCAUCAAUAGGAAGAGAAGUAACAGAGUACAUGGCAUGUUCCACAGCAAGGUCAAAGGAACCUGUCUGGGGUGGUUUGUCUGGUCUCAUAACAUGACAUGAAGAAAAUAACACCUUUAGAUUCAUCACAGAAAGACAGAAAUGCACUUUUUCACUGAAAUCAGUGUAUAUUUAAGUGAGCAAUUUUCAGAUUAUUUGUAAAGAGCUCUUGAAGAAAGUGCAGUAGAGUUGCACAUGAGAUUAUAAAUGCUUCCAGGUAAUCUAGAAGUCAAUUUUCUGUCUGAUCAUCCAAAAGGAUUUCUCUUAAAAACCAAAAUAUUGGAAAAUGGAUAACAACCUGAAAAUAUCUGUCUUAAACAAAUAUAUCCCUUUACAUCAGGAGCAUUUCUAUGGACUCAUGGAGCUCUCAAAAGCCCCUUGGAUUGGAAAUUGGACAUAAAGAUUUCCCCUCCAAAAUAAAGAAUUAUGGUGUCUGGUUGCUGUAAGAUUCCACCAACAAAUAUUUGAAUCAGAAACAGUUGA
Messenger RNA from Calypte anna (Anna's hummingbird), 4329 nucleotides. RefSeq names its product mitoguardin 1 (gene MIGA1). Lineage: Eukaryota; Metazoa; Chordata; Aves; Apodiformes; Trochilidae. The record is from RefSeq and is a predicted model, not a curated record. Gene Ontology annotation, biological process: mitochondrial fusion.